GGGAAGGAGGUGUGGUUACUGCCGCACUGGCUGCUGGGCUGGCCGGCGAGGAAAGAUCCGCGUUUAAAGGAAGCGAAAAUGGCUGAAAACGGAGAUAGUGAAAAUAUGUCCGAUUUGGAAAAGAAGGUUUGUCAACAAAUUGAGUACUACUUUGGUGACCACAAUUUACCCCGGGACAAGUUUCUUCAAGAGAAGAUCAAAUCAGAUGAUGGCUGGGUGACUUUAGAAACAAUAAUCAAAUUCAAUAGGCUAAAUCGCCUUACAAAAGACUUUGAUGUAAUAGUUGGGGCAUUAAAGAAAUCGAAGACCGAACUUAUGGAAGUUAGUGAAGAUAAGACUAAAAUCCGAAGAUCUCCAGACAAACCGUUGCCUGAAGUUACUGAACAAUAUAAGAAUGCAAUUAAAAGCAGAUCUAUAUAUAUUAAAGGUUUUCCAUUAGAUGCAACUUUAGAUGAUAUCAAAGAAUGGCUGGAUAGUAAAGGCAAAGUAGAAAACAUUCAGAUGAGGAGAACACUUCAGAAAACAUUUAAGGGAUCCAUCUUUGCAGUAUUUGACACUGUUGAAUCUGCCAAGGAGUUCGUUGGGACACCAAACCAAAGAUAUAAGGAAACAGAGCUGAUUGUGCUCUUCAAGGAAGAUUACUUUGCCAAAAAGAAUGAUGAGAAGAAAAGGAAUAAACUGGAAGCAAAAGCAAAGGCUAAACUGAAGAAAGAAGAGAAACAGAAGCAUGCUGAAGAAAGUGAAAUGAGUCAGCAAGUCCCAAGAAAAGACCGCUUGAAGAAGACGUGCAAGAAGAGCCAGCUGCCAAACAGCUAAAAACAGAAAAUGGUGCUGGAAUUCAGUUGUAAUACUUCAAAAACCAUUUAAUGCUAUUUUUAUUAUUUUAAUACAGUUUUAAGUCAUUCCACCAUCCAUCUCUUUUCCCCCACAAGGGAAUCUGAUAAAAUCUACUUUGAUGUCUACCUGUAAGACAAAGAAGAAAAUUACAUUUUGAGAAUUCUCUCUUGGAAUAGUGGCUGAUUUAACACGCGGUGUUUAAAAAUAUCUGAUGAGUGAGCCUGUAAUUGGGCUGAAAGAAAAGGCUGAAGAAUCAGAACUAUAUCCUAAUAUGUUAUGUACAAAACUUUUCUUGAGUAGCAUAUAACAAAUAAGUAUCAGUAUCUUGUGUAUUCAAAUUUUGUGAAUCUUUGUGUUCAGUUCCAGAUGUUUCAAAUUGUAUUGCUACCUUUAUUGGAAGAAAAAAAAUCUAUAAAUAAAAUAAAGCAACUAUGUAGCGUUA
Messenger RNA from Thamnophis sirtalis, 1279 nucleotides. NCBI's taxonomy places the organism in Eukaryota, Metazoa, Chordata, Lepidosauria, Squamata, Natricidae. The record is from RefSeq and is a predicted model, not a curated record.